CCCAUGUCUCACUCCUGAUGUGGCCUCCCCUUGCUGCCUGCUCAUCCCAGCUGAUUCCCUGGUCCUGUAUUGGGGGCCAGGACACAGACUCUUCCUGGGGGUCCUGUUGUGGUGGGAGCUCCUGGGUUCCACUUGUUUGGGCCGUUUUAGGUUCUUCCUCACUUCAGAUGAGGAAAACCAGAGCCAUUCCUCCUUUUCUUUUCCUUUCUUUUCUUCCUUUUCUUUUCUCAGAUGCCUCCAAUGUAGGGAGGUGGGAAGGAGAGCUGGUCCAGGGGCGAGGGGAGACUCCCUUCUCACAGGGAGUUUUCAGUAAACGCUCUGGGAAUUCUGAGAAGACUGGAGACGGGAAUGGGUGCUGUGGAGUUCAAGCUGACCAACUGGAUGCUGAAUUCCCUGGCAACACACAUUUUCCCUGGAGCCAGCAACUCGGAUUUAGGAGCCAGCAGAUGGACGAGGUGCCCUGCUCCCUGGAAGUCCAGGCACCAGCUCAGCUCCACACCCGCCUAGGCCCUGUGAGCAGAAUAAGCUGACGCCCCCUGACCUGCUAGCCACCCAUUCAGGAGCCCUGCUGGGUGUUUCUCCAGCAACCCUUAGAGCUGGGCUUUGGGGCUGGGCCUUGAAUUCAAACCCUAAUUUUACAUGACUUAGUUUCUUGCCCUCUGUGAGCCUUCGCGUCCUCACCUGUGAACUGGGUAAUGAUACACACCCCAGAGGCCUCCCUCAAGGUUUAAUGACAGCGUGCAUGGAAAGCCCUGGGUUCAGGGACUGUCACUCUACUCAUGGUGGUUCUGGGUAGAAUGAGAACCCCAGAAAGGGCUUCCCUGGCAGCUGCAGGAACCAUUGUUUUCCUGCUGUUGACCUUCCAUUAUCCUCCAUAACGGUACCCCGAUUUUGCUUUGAGAAGUUGCCUUUUGUCCACUGAGUACAGCCUGGUGGGGCUGGAACUAGGACUCCAGUACUCCUGCCUUCACCCCGACAAGGGAUGCCUGUGUGAACCCCGGGAGAGCCAGCCCUUCAAGAUGGCUCCUGAGGGGCUACCCAGGUCUGAACUCCGGGCGUCGCUAAAAGCCAUUUGCUGAUUGCAGGUUACACACAUGCCCUGUGCGAGCCGAACAGUAGCUCAUUGUUGGUUAGCUGUCUGUUCCUGAUCACACGGCCAGAAUCAACUGCUGCUGAAAGUCCUCAUUCUGCCACCUGAACCUGACCAGUGCAAGGUGACCUGCAGUCAACUUUAACAUCCACAAAUCAGAACUGAACAAGCUUGCCUCCCUCAGAGGCAAUGGGAACUGGAAUUAGAACCUGAGCAGAAACGUUUUCUACGCAGGACAGCCCUUCUCUCUGUUCUGGCAGAUGUACCUUUGUUUUAUACUGAAGGCUGAGUCUCCCCGGUUGGCAAACUGCUGGUAGGAAUGAAGUCAUUUUUUAAAAGAUUCCUUCUCAGUGGAUUUGUUAACACCCUAUUUCCAGGCCAGUAGGAUGAUACCUCCUUGGAGUUCAAAACUGAACAGAGACAAAGAGACCUGGAGAGAUGGGUGUUUGUUCCACAGUUCCCUGAGCAGGCCCUUGCUAUUAGAGUAUUCCUGUACAUGCUGGUUCUUCACAUUUGGGGAAGGCUUUGGAGCCAGAAUGCCUGGGUUUGAAUUCCAGCUCACUGACUCUGUGACGUUAGGUGAGUCACUUACUCUCCCUGCCCCCACUUUCCUCAAAUACAAAAGGUGGGUAAUGGUAGUAGGUACCUA
Molecule: messenger RNA, 1739 nt
Organism: Sapajus apella (tufted capuchin)
Lineage: Eukaryota; Metazoa; Chordata; Mammalia; Primates; Cebidae
Gene: TRIM67-AS1
Source: RefSeq, a predicted model, not a curated record